AUGGCCAUGGAAACGGUCCAUGAGCAGCAGCAGACCUCAGUUGCCGCACCUGCGGUUUCCGUUACAGACGGUAGCACGUCGACACAGCCGGUGAAUGGGCUGCCAGACAGAAACGUCACCCCUGACACCCUCGAGGAUGCCUUUGUGAGCUUCAUCUUCUACUGCAACCCGGCCAUACCCUGGGGCUCCGAUGCUACGGCUCUGCGCGAGGCAUUCCGUACGCCUCCUAAGAAUGGCGGGAAGAGUUUCGAUACUGCCGUCAUCUACGACCUUGUCAAGCGCUUAUACGCAAAGGAUAUCAAGACCUGGACUGAGCUCACCAUGAUGCUGGGGGUUGCGCCUCCUGAUCCGAGCAAGGACGAGAGUCGUCAGAGGAUCACACAAUACGGUAAAUGGAUGAACUCUCUCCAUGUCAAAUCCUUUUUCGAGUACCUCAUGGGUAUACCAAAUGAGUACUGGAACAAUGUCCCCGACGAUCCUGACCCUGCUAGCCAGCCAGUACGUGACGGCGUUGCCGUCGAGGACGACAUGGUCCUCCGGGCUCUCAUACCGCAUAUGCGGCCCAAGCGCGGUCGAAAGAGGCCCGAUGAGGCCGAGACCCCCUUGUCGGCUCAGCGUCCACGCCUGUCGCCGUCAUCGGCCAUCGACAGCCACAGGCCCGGCGACGUGACCCCUUGGCUCGUACCCGGCAAGGGCCCUCUGUCUGCGCACCCUGACGCGGUUCGAUCUGCACAUCCGGGACUUGGCCUGGGCGAUGGCAGCCAGACGCCGUUCUCCCGAUGGCCCAACUCCGCCAUCACCCCUACCGUCAGGGGCGCCUUCUGGGAUGACGACCCGACGGGGGAACCUCGGUCGGCCAUGUCCCCGUCAUAUACAAAGAUUGGCCGCCAGCGCCGAGGUACCAAGAAUGUGUCCUCGGCCUGGAGGGUUGGAGGCCCAGAAAGCAGAGGCAAGACGAGGGGCCGCCCUCCCGUCAAUCGUACGCCCGUCGAUGCCCCCGGGGAGCUUGCCCCCAGAGCGGCCGCGAUGCAGCCCGUUCUCGGAGUGGGCGAACCAUCUUCGGCCACUCACCAGCUGCCCGAGACCCCCUCGGGGGUGCCAUAUUCGCGCCCUAAGCGGACCAUGACAGCACCUGCCCUAUCGUCCGGAUCACAGAACGGCACACAUAUAGAAGGCCAGAGGCCAGCCCGACCUAGCAUAUCUCUCCAGGUGCCCCAGCGGACCGGCGGGGCCGUGCGGCUCGCAACGCCGCCGCCGCCGCCAGCACUUCCCACCCCCCAUGCCUGCCGACCACCAGCCGUGGUAAUCUUGUCAGAAGAGGAUGCCAGUCAGGGACAGCAGCCCGGCGAGAGGAAGCACAGCAACGGGUGGCCCACGCGGGUGGAGCAUGCUGUUAACGAGGACCGGUGUCGCUGCAAGGGCGCGCACCACCGCUCCGCGGACGCUCGGCACUCGGGCAUGGGCGACUGCAUAGAUGACUACCACUUUGAGCGUACCGAGGACCGCACUAACGUUGACAUGCUGCUCAACUACUUUAUGCGCAUGGCGCGCGAGGGCGACUGGGUCGACGCGGACGGUCGACCGGCCGAACGCCCCGCGCCCGACGAGAUGGCGGGCAUCGUCAACGCCAUGGUCGAGGAUAUCUACCGCAACUCGCCCUCGCCCGAGACCUUCCUCGUCAACCUCGGGGCGCUAGCGGGGGCCAGGAUGCUGAUGCCCUCCCCACCCAAGUACUCGCGCCUACCUGACGGGGACCGCUGCCACAAGUUCGCCAUCUCGUGGGAGUACCGGUUCAGCAGCAUAUCCGGGGCCUUCUCCAUGACGCAGGUCGUCCCGUGGAGCAUGUGGAGGAGACCGAGCGUGGGGCAGCAGCAGAACCACCAGCAGCAGCACUCCGGUGAAGGAAGCUGCGGCUCUUCGGACGGAAAUGAGAACGUAUUGACAGCUGAUGACUGGAAGCGAAAGUACGAGGCUCUACAGGCGGAGAUGGGUGAGAGGGAGAAGGAGAGGGAGCUCGCGCAGGCGACGGCGCAGCGUCAUCACGGGAAGGAUGCGACCGUAUAG
This is a messenger RNA of Geosmithia morbida, 2064 nucleotides long. RefSeq names its product ARS binding protein 2. The coding region runs from base 1 to 2064 and encodes 687 amino acids. Lineage: Eukaryota; Fungi; Ascomycota; Sordariomycetes; Hypocreales; Bionectriaceae. Gene Ontology annotation, molecular function: DNA replication origin binding. The record is from RefSeq and is a predicted model, not a curated record. The transcript is spliced from 3 exons.